Molecule: messenger RNA, 1906 nt
Organism: Arachis duranensis
Lineage: Eukaryota; Viridiplantae; Streptophyta; Magnoliopsida; Fabales; Fabaceae
Product: acetate--CoA ligase CCL3
Source: RefSeq, a predicted model, not a curated record
UUGCCAUUCAUCUCUGUCUUAAUCAUUUUUACUUGCAAAAAACCACACACACACACACACAGAGCGCCAAAAAGAAAGAGCAAGAGCGAGGUGCAGUGCAUAGGCGACGAUGGUGGCGCGCGACAUAGACGAAUUGCCCAAGAACGCUGCCAACUACACAGCGUUGACGCCGCUGUGGUUCCUGGAGAGAGCAGCUCAGGUGCACCCCACCAGAGCCUCCCUCAUCCAUGGAUCCCGUCGCUACACGUGGCAACAGACUUACCACCGUUGCCGUCGAUUCGCAUCUGCUCUCAACAAUCGUUCCAUCGGUCUCGGCAACACCGUUGCUGUUAUUGCACCCAACAUUCCAGCUCUGUAUGAAGCUCAUUUUGGAAUUCCAAUGGCAGGAGCAGUAUUGAACCCUGUUAACAUUAGGUUGAAUGCAUCCACCAUAGCAUUCCUUCUUGGUCAUUCCUCCGCAUCAGCGGUAAUUGUGGAUCAAGAGUUCUUUACCUUAGCAGAGGAAGCUUUGAAAAUAUGGUCUGAUAAAACCAAAGGCUUCAAGCCUCCACUUUUAGUUGUGAUUGGUGAUGAGAACUGUGAUCCUAAGCAACUAAGAUAUGCUAAGGGAAAAGGAGCAAUUGAAUAUGAGGAUUUUCUUGAGAGUGGUGACCCUGGAUAUGCAUGGAAACCCCCGGAGGAUGAGUGGCAAAGUAUUGCAUUAGGUUACACUUCUGGUACAACUGCUAGUCCUAAGGGUGUGGUGUUACACCAUAGAGGAGCAUAUCUUAUGUCUCUAAGUGGUGCUGUUAUUUGGGGAAUGAAUGAAGGAGCUGUGUAUCUUUGGACACUACCUAUGUUUCAUUGCAAUGGUUGGUGCUACACUUGGACCCUUGCUGCUCUAUGUGGUACUAACAUAUGCCUUCGUCAGGUAGCAGCUAAGGCAGUGUAUGAAGCCAUUGCCAAGUACAAAGUGACUCAUUUUUGUGCAGCACCAGUGGUUCUCAAUACAAUAGUGAAUGCACCACCCGAAGACACCAUCCUUCCUCUGCCUCAUGUUGUUCAUGUUAAUACAGCUGGAGCUGCUCCUCCUCCUUCUGUUCUGGCCGCAAUGUCCCAAAGAGGAUUUCGCGUCACUCACACUUAUGGCCUCUCAGAAACCUAUGGCCCCUCCACAGUCUGUGCCUGGAAGCCAGAGUGGGAAUCGCUUCCCCCUGAAACCCAAGCGAUGCGUGGCAAUGUUGUGAUGAAAGGAUACUUAAAGAAUCCCAAAGCCAAUGAAGAGACCUUUGCAAAUGGAUGGUUUCACUCGGGUGAUCUCGCCGUAAAGCACCCAGAUGGAUACAUAGAAAUCAAGGACAGAUCAAAGGACAUAAUCAUCUCGGGUGCUGAGAAUAUCAGCAGUGUGGAGAUUGAGAAUGUUAUGUAUACACACCCUGCAAUUCUUGAGGCAUCAGUGGUUGCAAGACCAGAUGAGAAAUGGGGUGAGUCUCCUUGUGCUUUUGUGACAUUGAAGCCAGGAGUGGAUGCUAGCAACGAGCAGCGUCUUGUUGAGGAUAUAAUGAAGUUCUGUAGGGCCAAGAUGCCUGCUUAUUGGGUCCCAAAAUCAGUGGUUUUCGGACCCUUACCUAAGACAGCUACUGGGAAGAUUCAGAAGCAUUUGCUGAGGGCCAAGGCUAAAGAGAUGGGACCUGUUAAGAUCAGCAAGUUGUAAGUCACAUUAUAACAGAGAUCAUGACGAAAUAAACGUUGCUAUUAGUCCUUGCUUUGUGUUUUCAAGAAUGUACUAAUUAGUUAAGGUUUCUUUGUCAUAAUAAUUAGUGUACACCUUUUAUAAAUUAAACUCGUGUAAUAAUAAUAAUAAUAACAAUAAUAAAUGUAAGUUUAUUGAAAAUGAUAAGUUUAAAUUAAGAAGUUAUGUAUUUAA